Prunus dulcis (almond) is the source of this 1169-nucleotide messenger RNA. RefSeq names its product protein CHAPERONE-LIKE PROTEIN OF POR1, chloroplastic. The transcript has 5 exons. The record is from RefSeq and is a predicted model, not a curated record. NCBI's taxonomy places the organism in Eukaryota, Viridiplantae, Streptophyta, Magnoliopsida, Rosales, Rosaceae. The coding region runs from base 192 to 947 and encodes 251 amino acids. Gene Ontology annotation, cellular component: chloroplast membrane.
GUGCGCUUCGCAGCAUAAGAUAGCAAGGGUCGGUUUAAUUGGCUGGGUUGAAAAACACAAGGUAGCGGAUAUUGUUGCUCCUCUUCCAACCCAAGCCCUGUUUGACUCACAGCUUCAUUAGCUAUUUUUCAUGGCGUCCGACAAUCAUUGAAAUUAGGGUUUUCUCUGCGCACACACUUCAUCAGCAAACCAUGGUCUCCCUUUCGGUCUCGACCCCUAAUUUCACCACCCCUUUCGUCGGCCAAAAACUUACUUUUCGUGCAAAUACAAAGAAGCUGCAAACAUCUUACUCCCCUGUACGAACCCCUAGAUGUGCUGCCGAUACAUCUUAUGGAGGUAAUGUUCCAAAGUUCCCUCGAACCAGCAUAUGGGAUCCCUAUAAACGUCUUGGUGUAAGCUAUGAUGCUUCUGAGGAAGAAAUUUGGGGAUCACGAAAUUUUCUCUUGCAGCAGUAUGCUGGACAUGAGAGAAGUGAAGAAUCAAUUGAAUCUGCUUUUGAGAAAAUCUUGAUGGCCAGCUUCACACAGAGGAAGAAAACAAAGAUUAAUUUGAAGAGCAAGUUAAAAAAGAAAGUUGAAGAGUCUCCACCUUGGGUUAAGAAUCUGCUCAAUUUUGUGGAAGUUCCACCUAUUGAAGUCAUUUUCAGAAGAUUGUUCCUCUUUGCAUUCAUGGGUGGCUGGAGUAUCAUGAACUCAGCUGAAGGUGGACCUGCUUUUCAGGUGGCAGUGUCCUUGGCAGCUUGCAUAUAUUUCCUCAAUGAGAAGACAAAGAGCUUGGGCAGAGCUUGCAUUUUUGGGCUUGGAGCUCUUGUGACUGGCUGGGUAUGUGGUUCGGUUUUGGUACCCAAUAUUCCGUCAAUGCUAUUACACCCAACUUGGACUCUCGAGCUUGUAACGUCACUCGUAGUAUAUGUGUUCCUGUUUCUUGCUUGUACCUUUCUCAAGUAGUAGAAGUCAAAACUAUUUUGUCAGGUUUCAUCCUUUAAGAUUAAUGUGUAUCUGAUAGUUGUGAACUGAGCCAAGCUGUUUGUUUCAUUCAAAUGAAUUUUGAGGCCGCCACUUGACUGCUCUUUAUAUAUUGAGUGCUCAGAAAAUUUGGGAAGAUUUGCCGUGGCAUCCCAAACGAACGUUCGUUUGCGACAGUCAAUUCAAGUGGCCUAAAUUCUUUUA